UUGAGGUUUGAAUCCAUAAAAAAUGGCGCCAAAAACGGUUGCGAUCUUCGUUGCACUUGUAGCAAUUGCCGUUGUUUCGACAAUGGUAAAGGGUCAAUCCGACUGCACAAGUGUGAUAGUGAGCAUGGCGUCGUGCCUCAACUACGUGUCAGGAUCGGCCGCCACGCCUUCAGCAUCAUGCUGCUCCGCCUUGGCUAAUGUGGUGAAGACGCAGCCACGGUGCCUAUGCACCAUAGUCAACAGCGGGGGAUCAUCAUUUGGCGUUAGCAUCAAUCAAACCCUCACACUUGGUCUCCCUGGCGUGUGCAAGGUGGAUACCCCGCCAACUAGCAGAUGUAACGUUGUUAAUGGGCCUGUGGGUUCUCCAGAGAGCGCACCUCCAGAAUCUGCUAAUGGAGUGCCUGGUUCUCCCUCUGUCACUGGGUCGAAGACAACUCCUACCGAUGGCUCAACCUCAAGCGGAAGCACAAUCGACAUCAGUCUUGUGACCAAAAUCACAUUCUUCAUCACAGUUGCAUAUGCUUCAUCAGCUCUCAACAUCUACUGAUUUUAGAGAGAAUUAAGAAAUCAUAAUACUCCAUAUGUUUUAUGUGCGUCUUUGUGUGUGUGUGUGUGUAUUAAGUAUUAAUUGCUAUUUUAUUUUCCUGUAAGAACCAUUGAUGGUUUGUGUGAGUUUUUUAAAAAUGUGACUUUUAUAAAUUGGUGAGAAUGUGUUAGUCGUUUCAGUGUUU
Molecule: messenger RNA, 731 nt
Organism: Salvia splendens (bonfire salvia)
Lineage: Eukaryota; Viridiplantae; Streptophyta; Magnoliopsida; Lamiales; Lamiaceae
Product: non-specific lipid transfer protein GPI-anchored 5
Exons: 3
Coding region: 23-547 (174 amino acids)
Biological process (GO): lipid transport
Molecular function (GO): lipid binding
Source: RefSeq, a predicted model, not a curated record